Messenger RNA from Aspergillus fumigatus Af293, 573 nucleotides. Its product is annotated as putative MFS multidrug transporter. The transcript has 3 exons. The record is from RefSeq and is a predicted model, not a curated record. Gene Ontology annotation, molecular function: transmembrane transporter activity. NCBI's taxonomy places the organism in Eukaryota, Fungi, Ascomycota, Eurotiomycetes, Eurotiales, Aspergillaceae. Gene Ontology annotation, biological process: transmembrane transport. The coding region runs from base 1 to 573 and encodes 190 amino acids.
AUGGCAGAAGCUCGAAAGUCUCGGACGGCCAUUCCUAGGGCUAGCACAGAAGAGCCAGACCACGAUACGAUUACCGAGUCUGGGGAUCGAACCAGAAACACAGCGUCAAGCGAUGUGUAUCCCACAGGAAUUCAGCUGGCGCUGCUUCUAUUAGCGGUAUUUGUGACCAUGUUUCUGGUGGCAUUGGACCGUCUUGUCAUUUCUACAGCCAUUCCCCAGAUCACGGACGAAUUUGGUUCGGUAACGGAUAUAGGCUGGUACGGCAGUGCCUACUUGCUUACGAAUUGUGCCUUUCAGCUGCUGGUUGGCAAGAUCUAUACAUUUUCCAGCGUCAAAUAUACCUGUUUAGCCGCUAUCCUACUCUUUGAAAUUGGUUCCGCGAAGCUCUGUCGCGUUCAUCUUCGGACGGGCAAUCGCUGGCCUUGGGUCAGCGGGGAUCAUGUCCGGCACGCUUGUUAUUAUUGUCUAUGCUAUCCCACUACGCAAGCGGCCAAUCAUGUAAUAUAUCAAUCCAAAUGCUGGACAAGAUCCUAUCCAGUGGCUGACCGACCCGUAUUGAAUGAACACACAUAG